GGAAGAAGAAAAUGAAGUUGUAAUUCCAAUGUUCCAAACAGCCAAGUGGCAACAGCACAGAAUGACGGAAGAUAGCUGUUUGGAUUGCUGGAAUCCUUCGUAUUCUUUUCCCUGGACUGGGGUUUUCCAUUUUUGACUGAUUAUAAUAACAAAACCAAACCAAGCACCUUGGGAUCAAUUCAAAACCAAGGUUUUUGAAUUUUCUAACUCAACAAGCCUGAAACUUCACAAAAUGCAGAGACUCAUCUCUCUCAAGGUUGCUUCAGACAUCUCCAGAAGGGUCUUCACAAAACCUUCCUCCCUCCUACACUCUCAUCCCAACAAAACCUUCUUUUCUCUCUCCCAACCAUCCCCAACACACCACCUUCACACCACUUCUCUCAUCCCACCACCCCACUUCCCAUGGCCUUCCCACCACGGCCUUUCACGCAGUGUUUAUGGGUUUAUCUCUAAUCCAACGCUCCUAAAACAGUUUUUGCCAACUGCCCUUUUGAAGGGUUCAAGCAAAACCCUCGCAGCUUCCAGAGUUGGGUUCCUCAGAGCUCAAUUUCCCAGGCGGAGUUUCGGUUUCAGUCCAUCCUUUGAUUCCUACGGCCGCCGCUGGAGGUCAUGGCUGUCAGGGCUAAGUACUAAUGACGUUGUCUUGGGCUUGAUUAUAGCUAAUGUAGCUGUUUUUAUGUUAUGGCGGAUUUCAGACCAUAGAUUUAUGUUGAACAACUUUACAAUUUCGCUAGACAAUUUUAAAAGUGGACGUAUACACACAUUGAUAACUUCGGCAUUUAGUCAUAUUGAUAUUGGGCAUCUCAUCUCCAACAUGAUCGGGCUUUACUUCUUUGGAAUGAAUAUUGGAAGAGUUUUUGGACCUGAGUUUUUGUUGAAGUUAUAUCUAGCUGGGGCAGUGGUUGGCUCAGUGUUCUACUUGGUGCACCAUGCUUUUAUGGCCCCAUCAUCAAAGGGUCAACAAAUGUGGAGCAUAAACCCUUCAGCAAUUCCAGGAUUGGGGGCAAGUGGAGCUGUUAAUGCUAUCAUGCUGCUUGAUAUAUUCCUCUUUCCCAGAUCCACUCUCUAUUUGGAAUUUUUUAUACCAGUUCCUGCUAUUUUACUGGGUAUCUUUUUAAUUGGGAAAGAUAUGCUGAGGAUAAUAGAGGGAGAUGAUCAGAUCUCAGGAUCAGCUCACUUGGGUGGUGCUGCAGUUGCAGCAAUAGCAUGGACCCGACUUAGGAGACGAUUUUGAAGCCCAGUUUGGAUCUUAUCCGUUUCUGGUUCCAGCAUUCAUAAACAGUGAGUGGCUUUUCAAUAGGUUUUUCUUUUCUGGGUUGAAUCUCUGAUUAUUUUAUUGGCAAGUUCCUCCCAAUAGUUUUUCUUGGGUUGAACUCCCAACAUUCACUGUAAUUUGUAGGAUGCUGGUGACUUCUGUCUGUACUUCCCAAAAAUGGAUUGAAUAGUCUUAAAUGAUAAAAAUAUUUCAUUCACAUCCAUACAGAAUGUGGAUAGUAUGUUUCACUA
Molecule: messenger RNA, 1506 nt
Organism: Vitis vinifera (wine grape)
Lineage: Eukaryota; Viridiplantae; Streptophyta; Magnoliopsida; Vitales; Vitaceae
Product: RHOMBOID-like protein 12, mitochondrial
Exons: 8
Coding region: 233-1234 (333 amino acids)
Cellular component (GO): membrane
Molecular function (GO): serine-type endopeptidase activity
Source: RefSeq, a predicted model, not a curated record